ACAUCAGACGGACAGAAUAGGUGGGACAUCUACACAACUGACAUUCACCGGGACCAAACGGUCCGAAAGAUCCUCUUUAUUUCCACGCAUUUCCACAUAUAAAUACAAGCCAUACACGCUUUUUUGAGGCAAACGGAAGUUUUAUCUUGAAGGAUUUCACAGGAAGCCCGGUGUUUUAUUCUCGCGCGCUUGUGAUCCAUUCGGAGCACAUUGUGUCCUGGAGUUUGUUGCUGCUGCUGCCAACCAGCGGUGGUCCGCUCACUUCAGAUCCCGCUGCUGCCAGGGGUUGUGGCGCACAACAGCGUCCAGCCUGGCGGUUGUCAGCAUUUGGUUUCCUUCAGGACAAGGACGGCCAGUCGUCCAGCUUUGACAGUAAAACUUGAUGUUCCUGUGAAUGUGAAGCGUUGUGAUCAUGACGUCCUCCGGUGCCUCGGCCGCUGUGCCUCCAUGUUUCCACUACGAAACCAAAUACAUUGUGCUGAACUUCAUCAGAAAGCUGCCUGUCUACAGGUCACGGACUGUAACCACAGAGCUAGGAGACGCCCAGGAUGAGUGGGAGAGAAGCAGACGAAUGAAGCAGCAAAUCGACGAGGAGCUGAAGCAGCUGCAGCAGGAAGUCAAUGACUCGUUUUCCGAGUUGGACUUUGACCUGCGCCAGUCGGUGGUGUUCUCCCCGCCGAACCCGGACAACUCCGUGGAGGAGAGCCUCGCCGCCAUGGGGCACGGCGUGUCCCGGGAGCUCGGCCUGCACCUCUCCGCCGCCGUGGAGAAACUCCUGUCAGGGCCUCUGGACUACCAGAGGUUUCAGAGCGCAGCUCUGGAUCUGGCUAGACACACAGAAUCGGGCUGGAACAAGGUGUUGGUGUCGCUGCUGCUGCUGCAGGCCCUGCGGUUCGAGGGGAAGCCUCUGAGCACGCUGCUGCAGCUGGGGCUGCGCUGCCUGCAGGAGGACGAGGCGCAGUUCAUCAUCCAGCAGGGAGGAUGGGGUAAAGUUCUGAGCCUGGUGCAGAACGAGAACGAAGACGAGGAUCCCACGGCGGCCGUCGCCGACGACAGCAACGACAUCUACAUCCUGUCAGAGGAGCAGCAACCCGGCGCGCUCAGCACCGGCGACAGCGGCGAGCCGAGCGCCUGGCAGACGGACAGCCUGCCGGUGUCCCUGGGCGGCCACGAGUCGUGGGCGCAGGUCGACCCGAUGGACCCCGAAGACGUGAAGGACCUUCACGGCGGCGAGGGCGUGGCGCUGGUCGAGGAGCGCAGCGAAAACAACUCCUCCAACUCCGACAUCGUCCAUGUGGAGCGGGAGGAGGCGGAACUCAUGGAGGAGGUCGCCGACGCCGACGGCGACGGCAUUGAGGAGAGCAUGAUGAGCCUUCUGAUGACCGAGAGCGACCUGGCGGCGCUGCAGGCCGAGUUCGGAGACCCGGUUCUGCACACAGAGCCGCCGUCGUCCCUGGUGCUGCCGGAGGAGCCCGUCGUCAUGGAGACGCCUAAGAGUUUGUCCCCAGAAGCAGAAGCCCCGCCUCCUGUUCCUGCAGUAGAACCCGACCCGGACCCGGAACCCGAAGCCACGACUCAAGCCGAGGAAGUCCCACCAGAACCAGCAGAACCUGAAACCCCGCCAGAACCAGCGUCCAUCCCAAAGCAGAACACUGAGCCUGAACUGGAACCAGAACCAGAACCGGAUUCCUCUGUGACCCCUGCGCCAGAGGUCCUGGCUGAAGAGGCCCCGGUUCUUGAGGUCCCCAAAGAGUCGCCUGAGGCCCCGGCGAAACCAGAACCAGAACCGGCGGAGGAGUUCCCGGUUCUGCUGUAUGGCGGAGCGGUUCUGGUUCUGGUUGCCGCGGUGACCUUCGGCUUGGUUCUGUUCAGGAGGAGGAGGUAGAAAUAUGUCCAGGUUUAAAUAAAUGUUCUAUUCUUGAUGUAAAAGCUCCUUGGUGCCGGGUUUCUCUGGUCGGCCCGGUCCAAAAGAACCGGGCCCUGAAGCAGGAUCAUCUCCUCCUCACUCUGUCUUCUGUCCGUUUCUGUCUCACCUUUCAUGAUUUUUCUAACUUUUUCAGCAGCAAAAUGAGAUUUAAACUUUUUGAAAAAUGAAUAUUGAUGAAAUAUUUUAUUUUCUGAAUCCAGGCAGGAAGUUCUGGUAUAAAAAUUAUCUGUUGCAUGUUUUACUGCACAUGCAACGUGGUUUUUGUUUUUUAUGAAUAAGAUAUUAAAGUUUUUUCCUCCCUAGAGACGAGUGGAAAUAUUUGAAUAUGAAGGUUUAAUGCGCCGCUUCAUGAUGCUGCUGUAAAACAGGAACUGAAGGCAGAAAUAUGGAAGACAAUUCCUGCCGUGAAUGAAAAAAAUAAAAGAACAGGAAGUUGUAACAGAAAA
Xiphophorus couchianus (Monterrey platyfish) is the source of this 2373-nucleotide messenger RNA. RefSeq names its product BCL2 like 13 (gene bcl2l13). The record is from RefSeq and is a predicted model, not a curated record. Gene Ontology annotation, cellular component: mitochondrion; membrane. Bases 413 to 1885 code for a protein of 490 amino acids. The transcript is spliced from 7 exons. Gene Ontology annotation, biological process: apoptotic process; regulation of apoptotic process. NCBI's taxonomy places the organism in Eukaryota, Metazoa, Chordata, Actinopteri, Cyprinodontiformes, Poeciliidae.